AUAAAUAAAAUCCCCACCAACAUUCUCUCUCUAAAAUUCCAAAAAAUUUUAUCUUAUUUUUAUUUUUCUUCUCUCUCCUUCUCUCUAUGAUUUCUCGUAGAGCUUCGAACUUGAAUUCUUUUCAUCGGCGACUGUCUAAUUCCGCCGUACAGUUUCAACAAUGCUCCGACCUAACGCCGAACGACGCCGUUUUCCGAUAACUUUCAGUAGUCUUACAUUUCUUGAAGGGGGACAUUGUGUAUAAAUGAUGCAUAGAAUUAAUGUGAUGGAAGGGAAUAAUCAUCAUGAUGGGACUCAUUCCAAGCCUGCAAGAAAAUUCAUUCAGAUUGACUCUAUAUAUAUUGAUCUAUUUAGCUCCAAUCAUAAAUGUGAUGACCAGUGUGAACUUUUCUCCAUCCGUGGUUAUGUAUCUGAUAUGCGCAAAAAAGAUUGGAAGAUAUGUUGGCCGUUUUCUGAUAUUGAGAAUGGCCAUAAGUUGGAUGAUCCUAUACUCUUGGUCCCGCCUGUAUUUGAUCCGAGUUUCAACCCGCAGCGAGGCAAAAGUCAUUGGCAAGAGAGUUCUGACAAAGCUGCAGAUAAAGGUUUCCACUUUGAUAGCUGUCACAACCUUGGAAAAAUUUCAAAUUCUUCCCCAAAAGCUCCAAAACAAGAUGUAAUCAAUGGAAGAACAAUGGCUGAUAAUGCUUCUAUUUCGGGUCGCCAACCCUCAAAUUGUGAUCAGAAGGAAAAGAAACUUGAUGUUGCAGAUAGAGAUAACUGUACUGUUGCUCUUAUAUCACAAAGUGAGCCAGGUUGUGCAAGUCAUGGAGUUACUGAGAUUGAGCCUGUUAGUGGAAAGCUCAUUCCCAAAGCAACUGAGGAAAGCCCUGCAGCACUUCAGGAUGGAAAACAAACUCAUGCAGAUCGUCUUAAUGGACAAUUAACCUUGGUAUCAGAGAAUGACAGUACGGUAGACGUACCCCGAGGACAUUAUACUGUUACAUUUCAAGAAAAUGGAGAUGCGUCCAUGGAAUCAAACCAAAGCACGGAUUCAUUAUCUGAAAGUGCUGAAACAGUUGGAAACAGUCCUCAUCAUUGUCAUCUAGGAAAGUUACAUCGUCGAAGAACCCCAAAGGUUCGUCUAUUGACUGAUUUGCUAGGAGACAAUGGAAAUAUGAUAGCUAAACAUGUCGAAAGUUCUCCAUCCGAUGGGUCUCCUGAGGCAUCUGUGCAGGCAGAUGUGAGGUAUGCUCCCAAAUGUCAGGUAACUAUAGAGGAAGAUGUUUGGCAUUCAGAUCAUAGACGGGAAAGAAGGUUGCCUCGGAAUGGAAAGUGUAGGCAUCAGGAGAUUCCCUCUUCUUCCAGUGUGGAUAAGAAAAUUCAAACAUGGAGGGGGCAGAUAGAAAGCUCUGUUUCUAGUUUAGGAAAUGAAAAUGCUCAUUCAGGAAUAAAACAGACCAUGAAAGGCCCUUGGAGCAGCUACAAAAUGGAUGGAAACAAUAGUUUAAGAAGGAAAAAAAGUAAAAAGUUUCCAGUGGUUGAUCCAUACUCCGUGCCCUUAGUGCCAUCUAAAGUUAAAGAUCAAUGUGAAGUUCAGGCAAUAACCGAAAAUAGAAGUGAGGUUGCUGUGGAUAGUGCUGCUAUCUUAGCAUAUCACAAUGAUUUUUCUAGCAGAACUCCACACUCAACAUCAUUGAAUGCCAUGGAAUCUAAAUCUGGCACAUCUAAGAACCCAAAUUCAAGCAAGGAGCCUGUGAUUUUUGAAGGGCCCACUAAUGUAUUUGCAUGGAACAAUGGAAUGCUUUGGAGGGGAUCAGUUACACAGAAAGAUGUGGAAACCAUGAAAAGUAGGUCUGUAGCUAAUCCUCUUCCAAGUUACAGAAACAAUGAAAGAGAAUUGCAUCCUUCUCAUAAUAACUAUUCAGAGCCACAAAGGGACCACAAAGGAAUCCAUCAUCGAGGAGAAAACGAGCUGGCCACUUUUUUGCCUGAGCUAGAGGACACUUCCAAAGUAAGGAUUAAUAUUGAAACGAGUAAUCUUGGAUAUCCAAAUCACCCUCAUCAAGCUUCAGAUGUAUUUUAUGGACAAGGAGUGCGUAGUGUGCUGAACAGUAAAAUGGCCAACUUGAGAAUGCCUCUUCCAAGACAAAAUGCAGAUCCUCACACAGAUAAUAGUUGGUCGCAGCUGCAGAAUAAGGAUUUAUACAGAAGAGGCAAUGGGAAAAGAACUAUUGAAGCUCAGGAACCUUUGGCCCUAAAUAAGAGACAGAUUAACCAAAAAAUGGACCAGGCAUCUGAUCAUGGGACUUCCGACGACAUCCCCAUGGAAAUCGUCGAACUAAUGGCAAAGAAUCAGUAUGAAAGACGUCUUCCUGAUGCCGAGAAUAAUAAUAAACACGUUUCAGAAACAGGCAAAUUCUCAAGGGCUGUUCAAGUGAAUAAUUACGGCGAUGUAUACAGAAAUGGGAGAGAAUUAUUACAAAAGCCUGAAAAUCUUCAACAAAAUGCUCAGGCAAGGAAUGGAGGAAAAGUUGUGGAAACCAGGAAACAGAAGUCAGCAGAUUAUUUCUCAAAUAUUAGGGAAUCUCACUUUGAUACAAACCAUCCGCAGCAGAAUCAUAUGCUCGGGUGUAAUGGUUCAAUUCAUUCUCUAGUGGAGCCAUCAAAUGGUAUUCAAUAUUCUUCCAUUGGAUCUAAAAGAAAAAGUUGUACUGAGAUUAGAAAAUGUAACGGAAUUACAGUGGAAGGUCUCUACAACUCCAAAGUACAAUCUUCUGAAGGAUGCAUGGAUCAUUUACCUGUUUCAGAACAGAAUAUAGAAGCAGCUUACGUAUGGUCUUCUUCUUCUUUGAUGCCAGAUCAUCUGUCCAAUGGAUAUCAGAAAUUUCCAGCUCAUUCGACCAACAGCAGGAAAAUCUCAAGUCCGAGAUCAUUUCAGAUGGGAAACACAAAUGCACAGAAUCAUCAUAUUCAUCACCAUACCAACCUAGAAAGGCAUGGUAGGCAUAACAACAAUUCUGAAGCAUACGGCCAGAGAUUUGCAGAGAGUUCAUUUUGUCACUGUCCUAAUGUGGCUGAGCUUCACCAUAAUCCAGUUGGUUCAUUGGAGUUGUACUCUAACGAAACCAUAUCGGCGAUGCACUUGCUUAGCCUCAUGGACGCCAGAAUGCAAUCUAAUGCACCCAUGACUGCAGGUGAGAAGCAUAAGUCAUCCAAGAAAUCUCCUGUUCCUCGUCCUCGAAAAGCUAAAGAAUUUUCCACAACGAACAUUUGUUUCAAUAAGACCAUCCAGGACAUAAACCAAUUUUCAUCUGCUUUCCAUGACGAAGUUUGUAUUUCAGCAACCAAUGCAUCUGCUAGUACAUUCCAGAAUAUUAGAGGAUUUGGAACCAAUUCCAAUUUUUCCGGCCAGGCUGUCUUUAGGCCUCAAUAUGGAGCAAAAAUGAAAUGCUCAGAUCCAUCUUCGUGGAGUAAAGACCAAACACUAUCGAAGUCUCAGUUCAGAAGUGGUGAUCUGCGCACUGAUGAUAGAGCAUUUCCUGUUAAUGGUAUAGAGAAAGGUGUGGUAAAUGCAACUAAUUCCGAAGUGUUGUUGGUGCAUCACAUUGAAAGAAGCUCUGAGGAAUGCAAAUUGGUAGCUCAUACUAGAACUCUGCAAAACAAGAAAAGCACUUCUGAGACUGAAAUAUGUAGUGUCAACAAAAAUCCUGCUGACUUUAGCUUGCCUGAAGCAGGAAAUAUAUACAUGAUUGGAGCUGAAGAAUUCAAUUUUGGAAGAACUCUUUUUUCUAAGAACAGAUCUAGCUCUAUUUGUUUCAAUGAUCGGUACAAACAGCAGAGGAUCGUGUAGCAUGAUAUCGAAAAACUACAUGGACCGAAUCGACACAUAAAUCUUGUGCAAUUCCUUCUG
Molecule: messenger RNA, 3889 nt
Organism: Benincasa hispida (wax gourd)
Lineage: Eukaryota; Viridiplantae; Streptophyta; Magnoliopsida; Cucurbitales; Cucurbitaceae
Product: protein EMBRYONIC FLOWER 1-like
Biological process (GO): negative regulation of DNA-templated transcription; shoot system development; negative regulation of flower development
Source: RefSeq, a predicted model, not a curated record